Molecule: messenger RNA, 3526 nt
Organism: Cucurbita moschata (crookneck pumpkin)
Lineage: Eukaryota; Viridiplantae; Streptophyta; Magnoliopsida; Cucurbitales; Cucurbitaceae
Product: myosin-1-like
Exons: 8
Coding region: 310-3390 (1026 amino acids)
Source: RefSeq, a predicted model, not a curated record
UGAUUGCCGCCCGCCAUGGCAGAGAAACUUCUCAGUUCUCCUUCCCUAUAGCUAGUUUCUCCUCAUCUUUUCCACCUCCUCUAAUGAACCUGCUCUAAGCCCACAAAAUUUAAUUUUUACAGGCCCCCAGCUUUUAUUGCUGCUUUCUGGAUUUUCCUAUCUUGCAGCGACCAGGGAGGACAGAAUUAAUUCCGGUUCAAACCAGAAUAAGUUAUCACUAUCCCAUCAAGUUCUACACAACAUUGUAUAUUCGUAUAUUCCACCGAUUAGAGGUUUUCCUUGUCUGAGAUCUAAAACAGAACUGAAACAAUGUUCAAAUCGUGGAGCAAGAAGCAGAAGAUCAAAGCUGUAUUCAAAUUACAGUUCCGGGCAACUCAGGUGCCGAAGUUGAAGAAAUCGGCUUUGAUGAUAUCUUUGGUGCCAGAUGAUGUGGGGAAGGCAACAGUGAAGCUAGAGAAAGCUGCAAUUCAGGAUGGAACUUGUUUCUGGGAGAAUCCUGUCUAUGAAACAGUCAAGCUUGUUAGAGAGAUAAAAACAGGAAAAAUCAAUGAGAAAAUUUACCAUUUUGUUGUUUCAACUGGAUCAUCCAAAUCUGGCUUUGUAGGUGAAGCUUCGAUCGAUUUUGCAGAUUUUGAGGCGGAGACUGAACCCAUGACUGUUUCCCUACCUCUUAAGUUUGCAAACUCUGGUGCCAUAUUACACGUUACCAUUCACAAGAUGGAAGGGGAUAAUGACCAAGGGGAUAUUGAAGAGAGUGGAGGCGCAGCACUUCAACAUGAGAAUAGCUUUAAUAGCCAGCUUAGCUUUUCUAGUACAGAAGGCAACCAUUAUCUCACAGAAAAUGGUGACCAAAAUACAUUACGUGAGGAUGCUGAACAAAAUGGCAACUCUAGAGUGCCCCCUGGCUCUAGUUCAGCUAAAUUUGCAUCAUACUGGGAUGGUAAUAAUGGUGAAAGAAGUACUCAACAGGGUUCCAGAUCAAUGACGAAUGGUGUACGAAGUCCUACCCUCUUGUCACCCCCUAGACAGAACUCCAUGCCUAGGAAGGCAACAGUUGACACCACUAGAGUGAAAAACCAAGCACACGAGCGAUCAAAUACAGAAUGGUCCCUGGGUUCAGCUUCAGAUGGAAGUUUUGGCGACUCUGCAAAUAGUCCUGAAGAAAACACUGCAAGAGAGAGGAUGCACCAGGUCCCUAAUAGUUCUAUUGAAAGAGUAAAGAAUGAAAAUGUAAUGCUCACGAGAAAGCUAGAAGUAACAGAACUGGAAUUACAGUCUCUUCGCAAACAGGUCACAAAGGAGACUAUACAAGGGCAGAAUCUAUCACGACAAAUCAUUUGCCUCACUGAGGAAAGAGAUUCACUCAAAACAGAGGGCAAACAACUCAAGUUCUUGAAGAAAUGCAAUGACGAUUCUGAGGACUCGAAGAAUUUGAAGUCCGAGAUUAAGGAAGCAAGGGUUCAGUUGGCAGCAAUAGGGGAGGAGCUUAAGCAGGAAAAGGAAGUACGAACUGAUCUUCAGCUACAACUGCAGAUAACAAAGGAGUCCAACUCUGAUUUAGUUCUUGCUGUGAGAGAUCUUGAAGAAAUGAUUGAGCUAAAAAAUAGGGUAAUAGCUGAUCUAUCAAGAAGUUUAGAAUCCUGGGAGAGUGAUAGAGAACAGGAAGCUGUUGGCCAUUGCAAAGAGAAUAAUGAUAAGGACCCAAAGCUCUCAAAAGAAUUGAUUCAAGAGUAUGACGAUGUCAAGGAAGUGGAUUUGUUGAAACAGGAGAUCAAAGAUUUAAAUAGUGAAAUAGAAAUGCACUUGAAGAACAUGGAAGAGCUAGAAAUGCAUUUAGAACAACUUAUGUCGGAAAAUGAAAUCCUCAAGCGAGAAAACAGUGACAUGUCUGCAAAGUUAGAGAGAAACAAGACAGAAUAUCAAAUAAAACAGAAUGAAUAUUCAGGUUCUCUGGCUGUUAUAAGAGAACUUGAAUCCGAAAUAGAAAGACUUGAAGAGAAACUCCAAAUACAAACCGAGGAGUUUUCAGAAUCUUUGAUCUCAAUUAAUGAACUUGAAGGUCAGAUCAAGCGCUUGGAGAGAGAAUUGGAAAAGCAGAAACACGAGUAUUACGAUGGACUCGAUGCCAUGAAACAUGCCAAUGUGAAAUUGGAAAAAAUGGCUAUAGAAGCCAAGGAAAUAUUGAGUAAGACAAGGUGGAAAAGUGCCAUAAAAGCCGUCAUUCUUCAGGAGAGAAGUAAAAAGUUCUCGAUGGAAAUGGCUUCCAAGUUAAAUGAUAAUGAAAAGAGAAUCACUAAAGCAGUCAAAGAAAUCAAUGAGUUGCGUCUGCAGAAAAUAGUAUUGAAAGAAAUGCUCCAGAAGUCUAAGGAAGAGUCCAGGCGAAAUAAAGAACAAAAUGAAGAAAAACUGCAUGGCCUUUCCUUCCAGCUAGAGUUAAAAGCAAAAGAAAUGCAUCACAUGUCAAUGGAGCUAGAUAACAAAUCUAGACGACUUGAAGAUGCAAAAAAGCAGGAAGACUAUCAGCAGGAGGAAAUCCAAAUGCUGAAAUCAAAUAUAGAAAAAAUAAAUGCAGAAAAGCACACUAAAAAGCAGGCAGAGAGAGAACAACCUGAAUGUUUGGUCUCUGAAAUGGAAGCAUUGGAAGAAAGAAGUAAAGAAAAGGAGAUUUUGGAAAAAGAGAUGGCUUUUUCGAAGAGAGAAGUAGAAAAGGCACAGGAAGAGCUUACUAGAAUUAAAGUUUCCAAACACGAGCAAGAUACAUUAAUCGACAAUCUGCUAGCUGAGAUGGAAAUUCUUAGAUCCCAAAUUAAUGAGUUAAAAAAGGAGUCACAGACAGAAAAUUCUGAGAAAGAAAACCUAAGAAAACAGGUAUUCCAAUUAAAGAGUGAACUAGAAAAUAAGGAGAGAGCUUCUGGCACAUCAAACAUCAAGUUGGAAAGUCAAGAAAUUUCAGCUUUGAAUCGAAACUUAGCAUCAAUUCAUAAUGGAUCUCAAACACUUGCGCAUACCAAACAGGAGCUUUCAACUUCAGGAGAGGUGAUGCAAUUGCUUCAGGAAACAAACCAUUCUGGUAUCACCAUAGCAAGUAAUAAAGAAGAGAAAGCGAACCAGAGCAAUGUAUAUGAAGCACUUUGUGGAAGGAAAGUGGACUCUAACUCAUCAAAUAAGGAACUGAAAUCGUCUACUGCUGGGAAAGGUACCGAGGACUGUAAUAUUGAUCUCCUUAAGGAGAUGUCUUCCCUAAAGGAGAGGAACCAAACUAUGGAAAGAGAACUGAAGGAAAUGGAAGAGAGAUACUCAGAAAUAAGUCUCAAAUUUGCAGAAGUAGAAGGCGAAAGACAACAACUUGUAAUGACUGUGCGAAACCUGAAAAAUAGUAAAAGAAAUUAGUAUUCAUGGCUCUAGCAGGAAAAUAUCGAGUACUUAACCAGAAAACUCGGAAUAACCAAAUUGGAAAUCACUUCACAAGUAUAGAUAUGUGUUGUCAGAAGAUUAUUUUCUCAUUGUCUAUUUUUUUAAUUUCUUU